Molecule: messenger RNA, 2088 nt
Organism: Wallemia ichthyophaga EXF-994
Lineage: Eukaryota; Fungi; Basidiomycota; Wallemiomycetes; Wallemiales; Wallemiaceae
Product: Folic acid synthesis protein fol1
Exons: 2
Coding region: 1-2088 (695 amino acids)
Biological process (GO): tetrahydrofolate biosynthetic process
Cellular component (GO): mitochondrial envelope
Molecular function (GO): dihydropteroate synthase activity; dihydroneopterin aldolase activity; 2-amino-4-hydroxy-6-hydroxymethyldihydropteridine diphosphokinase activity
Source: RefSeq, a predicted model, not a curated record
AUGAGGGAUGUCAUUAGUAUAAACAAGCUUAAUGUGACUAGUACCGUUGGAUUCGAUAGAUUUAAGAAUACAAACGCUGAGCCAUUGGUUGUUGAUAUACAGUGCAGUACAUCGGUACAAAACGAUCUCGAUAAGAGCAUAAACUACGCAAGCCUAACGAAUUCUAUCAACCAAGCCUGUUCUGGCACUUAUUCCAACCUCAAUUCUCUCGCAACUGCCAUUUCACGCGCCACCUUCUCUUAUCAAGGCGUGGAAGCCCUAAAUCUUAAACUUUCAAAGUGCAAAGGUCUUUUGAAAGGUGUCGUACAGUAUGAGCAGGUACAGGACGCUGGUUGUGCGUUUAAUGAUACCUACCACGUCUCUGGUAUUGACGUAGACACUAUCAUUGGUAUACAUCCCUGGGAGAGGCAGUUUAAGCAGAAAGUAGUCUUAGAUGUUAGUGUUCCUGGUACUGACUAUUCUCAUAUCCUACUACUCAUUGAAAAUCUCAUCAAUUUCCUCCAAAACUCCUCCUAUCACGUACUCGAACAUCUUGCUCUCGAUGCUGCAAAACUCGCUGUUGUCCAGCUCGCCCACCCGAGCAUCACCAUCAAAGCUGCAAAACCGAGUGCACUCACUUUCGCUGAUUCUGCCAGUGUGCAAGUGACGCGUACAGCUGCUGACUAUAAUGUUUCUCCAAAUGUCUUAGAAGAUCACCCCCGCACCACCACCGCUGUUCUCUCUCUCGGCAGCAACCUCGGCAAUAAGAAGGCCCACAUCCACAGCGCACUCUCGCAACUAGAGAAGCGUGGAGUGGGGAAUGUAGUUGACACAUCGCAUCUCUACGCUACUGCGCCAAUGUACGUACACGACCAGCCUGCAUUUCUGAACGGUGUGUGCAAAAUAACCACUGCGCUGCACCCACACACGCUCCUUGACUCGCUCAAAGAGAUUGAGAGAGAUCUAGGCCGCGACAUGGAGGGGCAGGUGAAGGGUCCGCGUCCCAUCGACCUCGAUAUCCUCCUGUAUGGCGAAGAGUGCGUGCACACGGACACUCUGCGUGUCCCUCACGCGGGCAUGCGUGAGCGCGCCUUUGUGCUACGGCCUCUCGCUGACAUACUCCCCAAUUAUACACCUAUAACACACUCCCUCACUACCACGCAAGCCCUGCAGCGUAUUGGGGAUGGCGACAACGCCGUUCAACUCGUGCUGCCCGUGGGUGACAGACUCUUCAGCUUGCGCGGAAGGCGGUGGGUGAUGGCCAUCCUUAAUUGCACUCCAGACUCCUUCUCAGACGGCGGACUCAACUUUACUCUUGAAGACGCUCUCGCGAAUGCAACUAGAAUGGUGCAAGAAGGUGCGGAUAUACUCGACGUCGGCGGCAUGUCCACGCGACCUAAUGCCCCAGAUGUAUCUGCGCACGACGAGGUACACCGGGUAGUACCGUUGAUUAAGACGCUGCGUAGCCAACACCCCGAUGUUCUCAUAUCUGUGGACACUUUCAGAGCCAGCGUCGCACGCGCAGCUGUAGAAGCAGGUGCAGAUAUAGUCAACGACGUCAGUGGGGGGAUGGCUGACGAGGGUAUGUUGGAGACGGUGGCUGAUUUAGGUGUGCCAUAUAUACUUAUGCACAUGCGCGGUGACUCCUCCACCAUGACAUCCCUUACGCAGUACGACGCUGGCGUAGUCGAAGGCGUCAAAGGGGAGAUUCAGCAGCGGAUGCAGAAAGCCAUGGAGAGCGGUAUACGACGCUGGAAUAUUAUCAUAGAUCCUGGUCUUGGAUUCGCCAAGGAUGUUAACGGCAAUUUGGAUAUCCUGCGCAAUCUCUCCCAAUUCGGGGGUAGAUGUACAUCGAGUGAUGCUUCUCUGGACACAAUGACACCAACACUCACCCCCUCACCCAAUCUUAAACUCUCGCACAUGCCGCUGCUUGUAGGACACUCACGCAAGGCAUUCAUCGGUAAACUCACCAACGUCGAUACGGCCAAAGAUCGCGUGGCCGGUACAGCAGCCACGACAAUGGCCGCGUUGGCUGGUGGCGCUGAUAUAGUGCGCGUGCAUGACAUCAAGGAGAGUGUAGACGUAGCCAAGAUGGCACGAGCAAUGUGA